Molecule: messenger RNA, 1654 nt
Organism: Drosophila eugracilis
Lineage: Eukaryota; Metazoa; Arthropoda; Insecta; Diptera; Drosophilidae
Product: putative N(4)-(beta-N-acetylglucosaminyl)-L-asparaginase GD10667
Exons: 2
Coding region: 243-1364 (373 amino acids)
Biological process (GO): protein deglycosylation
Cellular component (GO): lysosome
Molecular function (GO): N4-(beta-N-acetylglucosaminyl)-L-asparaginase activity
Source: RefSeq, a predicted model, not a curated record
GUGAACCUCGGUUAUAUAAAUAUUUUUUACAAAAAUUAAGAAAGUCUAUUUUGUGUAACUAAGGUCCACUCUACCCCGCACAAAAACUGAUAGACUUUUUCGAAGAAAAAGCAUACGCCCUUUUUUUCAAAUACGACUUGGAUUAGCAGGCCUAUAUAAGAUGAACUCUUAAUCGGAAUCCCGCAUAUUCGCUGUGAUAAUCAGCUAGUACAAACCUUUGGUUUUCAUUUUAAUAAAAAGAAAUGAAGUUCGCAGUGGAAUCUUUUUGGCUUUUUUGGCUGACAUCACUUGUUAGUGCUGCAACAACCUCAAACGUGACGAGUUCCGGACAGACCAGGAUUACUGGCCAGCUUUUACCAAUGGUUAUCAACACCUGGCCAUUUUCAGAUGCCAAUGAGGAGGCAUGGCGACUGCUCAACCUGAGCAAAGGUGGUAUUGGACAAACGAGAAACGCCGUUGUCGGCGGAAUUUCGGAGUGCGAAAGGCUGCAGUGCGAUAAGGCUGUGGGCUACGGUGGGAAUCCCGACGAGCGAGGAGAUACUUCUCUGGACGCCUUGCUCAUGGACGGUAGUACCAUGGACGUGGGUGCAGUAGCCUAUCUGCGGCGGAUUCGAAGUGCCAUUAAGGUAGCCCGUCAUGUCUUGGAAAACACGAGACACUCCCUAUUGGUGGGUAAUGGAGCCGAAGACUUUGCCAAUGCCAUGGGUUUCUCAAACGAGUCACUAAAUACUCCCGAAACCAGAGCCAUAUGGCAAAAUUGGACGGUCCAUAACUGUCAGCGAAACUUUUGGCAAAAUGUCUAUCCGGAUCCCAAAACUUCCUGUGGGCCCUACCAGCCCUUGACUUUAUUGGAUAAGGAUGCUAUUCAGAGCGAUCCGACCGAGAUAGGACCCAAUAACCACGACACUGUUACCAUGGCCGCCAUCGAUGUGGAAGGAAACAUCCACGUAGGCACAUCCACGAAUGGAUUACGUCAUACCAUACCCGGGCGUGUUGGAGAUGCUUCAAUUCCUGGUUCCGGUGCCUAUGCUGAUAACGAAGUGGGCGCCGCUAUUUCCACCGGAAAUGGUGACAUUCUCAUGCGCUUCCUCCCAUCCCUCCUAGCUGUGGAGGCCAUGAGGGCUGGUAAGACGCCGGCAGAGGCAGCCGACUUGGCUGUCCAGCGCAUCCGAAAGCGCGUUAAGAGCUUUGAUGCCGCCAUUAUAGCCGUUGAUCGCUUCGGAACAUAUGGGGUGGCAUGUCAUGGUACCUAUGUUUUCACAAAGGGAUUCUCCUACAUGGUCAGUAACCCUGCACAGCCGAAGCGUAAGGAAACGGUUGAUUGCACGACGGGUACUACUUCCGAUCACCAAGUUAUUUGGUAGGCGGAAUUUUUAAACCUAGUCUUAGUCUGAGUUUUUGUUACUUUUUACAUCAUCUAAAAAAUUUUCAGACAAGCUCAUACUAUACUAAUACUCUUACUUUACUAAUACCCUAAUAAACUUAUUUUUAUUUCACCGCCUAAGAAAAUCUGUACGUACUCUUACUAACCUUGCUCCGAUUUUUUGAAUUUUACUAGAACCAUUUUAGUAACAGCCUUUAGCUUACCAUUCGUCGACAUUUUUGUACUAUAUUUAUGGGUGGAGAGCACCACCAGCUAAAAAUACAAAACAAA